Molecule: messenger RNA, 3948 nt
Organism: Lampris incognitus (smalleye Pacific opah)
Lineage: Eukaryota; Metazoa; Chordata; Actinopteri; Lampriformes; Lampridae
Gene: tapt1b
Product: transmembrane anterior posterior transformation 1b
Exons: 14
Coding region: 1-1719 (572 amino acids)
Biological process (GO): maintenance of protein localization in endoplasmic reticulum; positive regulation of cilium assembly
Cellular component (GO): ciliary basal body; endoplasmic reticulum membrane
Source: RefSeq, a predicted model, not a curated record
AUGGCGGACUCGGUGUCGACUGGCGCAGGAGAGGAGAAAGACACGGAGAAAGACGACAAGGAGAGGGAGCGGAGGGAUUUCAAAGUGGAUGGGAACAGGGAGGGGGACGGGGUGGCGGAAACUUUGGGUUUCGGCGAUAAAAACGGCGGCAGCAGGAGCAAGAAACGCCAGCUCUCCGACCUGUCUCUAGUCAGGUUUAUAAGUGCUGAGCUUACCAGAGGCUACUUCCUGGAACACAACGAGGCCAAAUACACAGAACGUCGGGAGAGGGUCUACACCUGCCUCCGUAUCCCCAAAGAGCUGGAGAAGUUGAUGACAUUUGGCUUCUUCCUGUGUCUGGAUGCCUUUCUCCACGUGUUCACGCUUCUUCCCCUCAGAGUGCUGCUGGCAUUGUUACGAUUUCUCACACUGCCAUGCUGUGGCCUUAGUGGCUCCCGUCUGCUCCAGCCAGCCCAGGUGUGUGAUGUGCUGAAGGGUCUCAUCAUGGUGCUAUGUUACUCCAUGAUGAGCUAUGUAGACUACUCCAUGAUGUAUCACCUCAUCAGAGGACAGUCUGUCAUCAAGCUCUAUAUCAUCUACAAUAUGCUAGAGGUGGCGGACCGCCUAUUCUCAUCAUUUGGGCAGGAUAUCCUGGAUGCUCUGUACUGGACAGCCACAGAGCCUAAGGAGAAGAAAAGAGCACAUAUAGGAGUGAUUCCUCACUUCCUUAUGGCUGUGCUCUAUGUCUUUCUCCAUUCCAUCCUCAUCAUGGUUCAGGCCACUACUCUGAACGUAGCCUUCAACUCCCAUAACAAGUCCCUGCUCACCAUCAUGAUGUCAAACAACUUUGUGGAGAUCAAAGGAAGCGUGUUCAAGAAGUUUGAGAAGAACAACCUGUUCCAGAUGUCCAACAGCGACAUAAAAGAGAGGUUCACCAACUACAUCCUCCUACUCAUCGUGUGUCUGAGAAAUAUGGAGCAGUUCUCGUGGAACCCUGACCACUUGUGGGUGCUGUUUCCCGAUGUUAUCAUGGUGAUGGCCUCUGAAGUCGCUGUGGAUGUUGUCAAGCACGCCUUCAUCACAAAAUUCAAUGACAUUAGUGCUGAUGUUUACGGGGAGUACCGAGCUAGCCUUGCCUUCGAUCUAGUCAGCAGCCGACAGAAAAAUGCUUACACAGACUACAGUGACUCAGUGUCCAGAAGGAUGGGUUUCAUCCCCCUCCCCCUAGCUCUACUGUUGAUCAGAGUGGUGACCAGCUCGGUGAAGAUCCAGGGCUCACUCUCCUUUAUGUGUGUGCUGCUGUUCUACUUGGGGAUAAUAACGCUGAAGGUAUUGAAUAGCAUCAUACUGUUGGGGACAUCGUGUGUGUUUGUCAAAGAGGCCAACAUGGAGCAAAAGCUCUUUGACCCUCCGCCCUCUGCCGCCUCCAGUCGUGCCAACUCCAGAACGCACCGCACAAAACACAUUCCCACUUCUCUGCCACAAGAACAAGUAACAGACAAAGCAGGGGUGUCAUCGACAACGGCUGUCUUUCAGCCCGCCCAUAUUCCAGAGAGCCCCGCCCCCACACUGCCCACAAGUGACUCGGACACAUUCCUGACAACGCCCGACGACGAGGAUGACAGCAAAAUUAUCAACACUGACACAGGGAUGGAAGGAGAUGGUCUUAAACACAGGACACCCAAGAAAGACCUGUUGGAGAUCGAUCGCUUCACAAUCUGCGGCAAUCGUAUAGACUGAUGCCUUUGUAACACGCCCAGGCGACAUGAGAAGGUUCAGGGAUCAGAUGGGGGAGUGGGGGUCAUGAGGCACACUCAGACAGGACUCAUUCUGGUGCAGUCGUCCUCUGGAGUAUUUAUUGAUUAUUUAUUGCUAACUAAACUACCGAAGGCCUACAGCCAUUUUAGGCGUGUCACAAGGCCAUAUCAGUCUUCGUCAGACGGAAUGCCUGCACCUUCCACCAGAAUCCCCCGUCUCGUCAGUCAUGGUCGUCAUGGCAACCCUGAGACGAUUGAAACUGAUGAUAUGAGGGGAGAGAAGUUCUGUACAACCACAGAUGGUCAAAUCUAUCCUCGCUGCAGCACAGUAUGCGAGGAUGUAAAAACCGGUUCCCAUGUGAUUAUUGGAAAUGUACAGCUGGACUGUGCGAGGAAGCGCCCAAAAGCACAAUCAUAACGUUGGCUGAGCACUGAGCGCGAUUUUUUUUUUCCCCCUUUGGAUUUUCUCACUCAGAACAAGUUAUAAGUUUUUUAUGUUUUUUCAAAAGGUGAAAAAUUUUAAAUAUUUGAAAUGUUUUUUGUUUUUUUUACGAUUUAUGAAUCUCUGCUUUUUCUAUGACUGGUCAUGUUCAGCCGCCAGACUAAGUCUCACAGGUUUGAAGCCCAGUCUAUAAAGUUUUACUGCAAAAACACCUACAUGUACGUUUUUCACCACUUUGAUCUAAAACGAGUGGCUUUGAUGUGCAGAAGCUGUGUUUGGUCAAGGUCGCAACAGUUUGAUCAAAGGAAUAGAGUGACACUUAGUUACUCAAGAAUGACUGUUGACACCAUAUUUGGCUCUUAUGGUUAGCUCACGAUGUAGAUGCUGUUUUAAAGGAAACUUUUAACGUUUGAAGGAUUUAGUGUAAUGCCAUUGGGUGAUGAUGUUACUUUGAAGCACUGCUAUAAGACCAUGCCUAUUUCUAAAGACACUAGUGUUUAUUUUGAGGUGGAUUCCAUGCCAGAUUAAUUUGGCGAUUUUUUUUGUUUUUUUUGUUUUUUUUCCCAUCUUGAAGUGAUGUUUUGGAUAAGCUUCUUACCAAUAUGCUUCAUGUAUAUCCUCCUUCCUCAAGCAUGUAGCCUACAGAUAAUCAUGAUCACACCAUAGACACGCAUCUUAUUUGUUGUUAUGAUGGAACCUGUUGUCUACAGUGUUUUGUAAGGGUAUCAUGAUGCUAAGCUUAACUUAAGUUUAGAUCCUUGUAGCUCAACAUUGAUACACCAGCGUCACUUUACCACGUGUCCUACGUACAUCUUUACCAUUCCGUACAGAAGCCUAGUGAUUAAAACCCGUGAUCAAAUUUUGAUAAAAGAAUAGAUGCCAUCAGCACUAUUUAAAAGUGAGAUUAAAAGAUUCAGUUGUGAGUUAAAGCAUCUUGCCUCAAAAAAAUAAAAAUCAAACUGACGAGCGAAGAUACAGCUGCUCUAGAUAACCAAACUUGCAUCACAAGCAACACGGUGGACUGAAGAACAAUUAUGUCCUAUGGGACUUGAACCUAGUUUUUUGGCACUUACAUGUGUUGUUGCCUCCUGACUAGAUCCUUGUUUGCUUGUGUUGUGUUAACUCUCAGAUGUAUGUCGCUUUGGAUAAAAGUGUCUACUAAUUGACAUUGUAACAUAAUUUGCAAGAUCCGUAUUAUAGCCAAGGAAACAAGAGUCCACAAAAAUUAUGCACUGUGAACACAACAAUGUAAGUAGAACUUCAGGUUUCAAGGUGUAGCCUGACCUUGUCUUUUGAGAGGUUGCUGUCAUUCUACUAGGGAGCUAGAAAAUAUCUGUCUGGGGAACCUGGUAAGUUCUCGUGCACAGUAUUUAACUGCUGGCAUUGAUUUUUGUAAAAGAAGAAAAAAAAAGGUAACCAAAUGUAUCCACCCAUCUUAGCCAUGUUAAAGGCAGGAUGUGCCAUUUAGCCGGCUGAUGACUAUACAGCUCUUAAGCUAUUUGUUUUCAGUCAACCUCAGUGGCCCAGAAGGUGUGGUCCCAAUCGAUUGGUCAGCAGCCAAGUCCAACCCUACUGUCUGUGAGAAGUCACAAGGACGAAUUCCAUCCAAAAAUAAGCUAGGGCUCAAGACUGUGGGUGUAUCAAACUGUGUAUGUCAUAAUAAAUCUGAAGUUUGAAUGAGCCAGAUUUUUUAUACAUAUUGCUCAAUUUGAAUCCUAUUUUUUCAUGUACAACCCAUCUGCAUAAGGCAUCUUGUACUCGGAAGGAGAA